Molecule: messenger RNA, 1160 nt
Organism: Erpetoichthys calabaricus (reedfish)
Lineage: Eukaryota; Metazoa; Chordata; Cladistia; Polypteriformes; Polypteridae
Exons: 5
Coding region: 408-1160 (250 amino acids)
Source: RefSeq, a predicted model, not a curated record
UUAUGCUGAUGAGCCAGUGAGCUGCGGGGGCUGGACGCGUACUGCAGGCACUACUCACGGAGGGUAGCGACAGGCAGAUCAUCAGUAUAGUAAUUGCUACCAGUCAUUUUUUUAGAGCUCUUCCAGCGGCCUCCAGUUGCCUAUUUCUGCUGAACAGUGUGGACCUCCUGGUCUAAUUAGGAGCAGGCUGGUGACAGGGGGUCGAGCAACAAGUUCGCUCUGAGUCGCUGCUCCCGCUCACCCAUUUCGUUACCGUCGGGAGCUCUUGGCUGCACUUUAUCGAGUCACGCAGUGCCCAGCUUGUUUCUGUAUCACGCAAGGAGAUCGUUGGUUACUUUUCCCGACUAAACCGGAGCGUAAACGACCGCUUCAUCCCGAGCUGGUGUUGCUGCAAAAAAAAACAGACGAUGACAGGAGCAGCAGCCAUCGAGGCAGCAGGCGGAUUCAAAGAAGCACGAGAAGGGCAGCGAUGCUGCGGCAGGACCAUACCCGGUGUCCUGUCAUUCCUCUCGUCUCUCCUCAGCAUAACCUACUGCAUACUACUCAGUGUGAGGACCGCGGCGAUCCAGGAGAGGGUCGUGGCUUUGGAAAUGGGACAUAAAGGAGACUUGUACUAUCACCCGUCCCCGUCUUUUUCCACAGAGCAGCUGAAUUCGGUAGUGCAGGAGCGAGUGGACGAACUUCUGUCGCAGAAAACCUACGAGCAUUUGACUAAAUUACGGAUUGCCCGAGAAGCUCCGUCGGAGUGCGGCUGCCCGGCAGGACCCCCAGGAAAGCGAGGAAGAAGAGGGCGCCCUGGUGAACCCGGGUCUCGUAUGGUGUGUGAAGUGUCUCACGACAUCGCCCUGCUGAGAUGGUCAGAGGCGAUUCUCCAAGGGGCGGGGGGGACAGAACCUGAUAGUCGCCAUGAUCUGAGCCUCAAAGACACUGUGAAGGGCAAGAUUGGGUCACAAGAAUAUAAAGUUAAAGACACCCUGGGCUCAGAUAUCGAAACACUUGACACUCUUAAUGCCGUAGAGAAUCUUCCCAUCAGCACUUUGAACCCAUCUACUCUCAUGGCCACUGUAUUGAUAAAAAUGAAGUGCGCGUACCGCAGUGGCACAGGAUUUCGAGACGUCCAGAAGGAGCUGCUUGUCAAGCUGAAGGUUGAGAUGUUGUGA